This is a messenger RNA of Desarmillaria tabescens, 1617 nucleotides long. RefSeq names its product cytochrome P450. Gene Ontology annotation, molecular function: monooxygenase activity; oxidoreductase activity, acting on paired donors, with incorporation or reduction of molecular oxygen; heme binding. The record is from RefSeq and is a predicted model, not a curated record. The coding region runs from base 1 to 1617 and encodes 538 amino acids. NCBI's taxonomy places the organism in Eukaryota, Fungi, Basidiomycota, Agaricomycetes, Agaricales, Physalacriaceae. The transcript is spliced from 15 exons.
AUGCAGCCUACCCUAUAUUACCUCGUUCUUCCUGUGAUUGCAUACUUGCUCACCGUCGUUGCUCUGCGCCUCCGGAAACGCAGAUCUGCGAUUCGAAAGAUUCGUGGACCGCCUCGUCCUUCAUGGCUAUUAGGUCAUGAAGCGCUUCUGCGUAGUCGUCAGCAUGUGGGCGACUUGGAAAUGGAAUGGUACCAACAAUACGGCGCCAUAUACCGCACUGGCGGGUGUUUCGGGCAAGAUAUUUUGUCCGUUGCCGACCCUAAGGCAUUGCAGUACAUCUUCCAUUCGUCUGGGUACAGAUUCCCUAAGACAAGAGACGCCUAUCGUUUCAACGAAGCAUUCCUGGGGCAAGGCGUAGUCACUGUUGGGGGUAACAUCCACCAACGCCAACGGAAGAUCCUUGGUCCUGCUUUUGCAGCAUCCCAACUACGACUCUUUUUGACCGUCUUCCAAGCAUCAGCCAUGAAGCUUACAGAGAUGAUCAACGAGCACAUUGGGGACGGCAAAGAGGUCAAUGUGCUUCAGUGGACGAGCAAGGCUGCAUUGGAUAUCAUAGGCAUUACGUCUUUCAGAUACAAGUUCAAUUCCCUUGACGGUGCACAAACUGAACUAAUGGCAGCGCUUAAUAAUAUCUUCGGCGAAGCGCAGAUGUGGCCGACAACAUGGGAGCUUCUGUUUCCCGCUCUGUGGCGCAUACUCCCGGAAUGGGUACUUUUACUGCUCGAGAGACUGCCGAGCAGAGACACUGUGCGAGUGAAGCGCUUUAGAGACACUGCGACGAAAGUAUCCAGGCCUAUCUUUGAGAAACAGCUGAACGAGGUCGCUCAUGAUGCGAAUCCAGCUGAGAAGGACGUUGUAAAUGUUCUCGCAAUGUCUUAUCUUGCCGAUGAUAAGAAGAAGAAGAUGACCGACAUAGAAAUCGACUCCCAGCUGGCGACAUUUGUUUUAGCUGGCCAUGACACCACUGCGAAUACGAUGGCCUGGCUUCUCUAUGAGCUUAGUCGUCAUCCGGAGGAUCAAGCGAAAGUACGCGAAGAGAUCGCCAUAGCUAAAGCGAACGCUCCAGGAGCGCUCAUGUCGAGUGAUUAUGAUUCAAUGCCUUGGCUCAACGCUGUUAUUAAAGAAGUCCUUCGCCGUCAUCCUCUUGCGUAUGGCCUCCUUCGUGAGCCGGCCCAGGAUGAUGUUCUACCUCUGGCCGAACCUAUCAUUACUUCGGAUGGGGCAGCAUGCGCGGAAAUUCCUGUUUCUAAGGGUCAAACCAUUUUAGCCUCGGUGUAUACCUACAAUCACCUCCCAUCGGUCUGGGGUGAUGAUGCCGGAGAGUGGAAUCCUCGUCGAUUCCUUGAGGACCGCGGAAUAAAGCAAGAAUCUCUUGGGGUCUAUGCAAAUCUACUGACUUUCAGUGCCGGUAUCCGUGGUUGCCUUGGGUGGCGAUUCGCCGUUAUGGAGUUGCAAUCUGUGGUCACGGAACUUCUGAACAACUUUGAAUUCAGCAUUCCGAAGGGAGCACCGGAGUUACUGCAUGGUCCAGCGGGCCUCAUUUUGAUCCCCAUCGUUCCGGGUAAAGCGAAGGAAGGACCACAGAUUCCACUGCAUGUUACUCCUCUCAACAAGUAG